AUGUUAGCUGGGGCAUCCUUCGGCGUGGUGUACCAAUUAAGUUUAGUCAGUUCCCAGUUACAGAUAGACCGCAACGACAUUGACUAUCACACCAAAUUCAUUGAAGUAACAGCAUACAACACGUUCCUCAAGACCUUGGGAUUUGCGUUUGCAGGAAUUGUCAGCACUACUAUCUUUGGAGUCUCUCUCCACAACUUUACCGCAGGAUCAUCUAUUCCCAACUUUGAAAGCACGGAGGGUGUCAUCAGUUUUAGGAUGCAUCAUUUUGACGGCAAGAACUCUGAGCUUGGACGGCUGCUGGCAAAGUCUAUCCGGAACGUUUUUCUUUUCGCGUUAGGCUGUAGCGCGCUGUCCUUCAUAUUUUCGCUGUUUACUUCUAAUAGACGCACAAAAACGACGGCGGAAGAAGAAAACGAUGCAAUUGAAAUGGGAGUCAAGGUAUGA
Messenger RNA from Lachancea sp. 'fantastica', 444 nucleotides. The record is from the annotation of a GenBank genome assembly. NCBI's taxonomy places the organism in Eukaryota, Fungi, Ascomycota, Saccharomycetes, Saccharomycetales, Saccharomycetaceae.